Molecule: messenger RNA, 1488 nt
Organism: Aaosphaeria arxii CBS 175.79
Lineage: Eukaryota; Fungi; Ascomycota; Dothideomycetes; Pleosporales
Exons: 1
Coding region: 130-1371 (413 amino acids)
Source: RefSeq, a predicted model, not a curated record
GUCCGCUCCUUCUCCUGCUUCUCCUCAUCACCCUUUUCAGCCAACAUAUCUCGUCUCGUGGGCUUGAUAUCUCAUCACCCAAAUCAGGUUGAAUUCAUCAUUGGCAUCAAUUGCUCACCUAUCAUCACGAUGUUCCCUCGACGAUUCGCCGCCGAAGCUGGCAGUGCAACCCGAGCUUUACGGAGGCCAAUGCCUCGGUCGGUAGCAAAUGCUCGAGUCCGAACCCAGAACGCGCGUUUCCAGUCCACAUCCGCAAAUAGCAGCAGCUCCAACGCUUCGAGUUCGGGGUCUCCAGCACUCGUUGGAGCUCUGACAGGCUCUCUGACUACAUUCACCCUUGGCUACCUAUGGUACCGUCAAUCAGGCGCCCGCGACUUGCUAGCAGCUACCAAAACUACCAAAGAUUAUGUCAACACUGCCUCACAAAAGCUGAAAGAGGCCACUCCCGAGCCUAACGAAGCUUUGCAAUGGCUACGCCAAACUGCUACUAGCUAUGCUAUGUUCAUUCCCGGGGCUCGAGCGUAUGUAGAUGCUGCGUUCAACGACAUUGAUGCUAUUCGCGCGAAACAUGGAGAUGAGGUCGACAAGAUCGUGUCCGAUGCAUACUCCGAGCUUCGCAAUAUCGCCCAAAAGGGUGACCUCAGCUUGCUCACUGCCCAGAAGGCCUGGAAUGUGAUCAUCAAGCACCUCGGUCGUAUCGGAGAUUUAACAGGAGAUGCCGCACAGCAGAUAAUGGACAACCAUCCUCAAUUGAAGGAAAAGGUCGGCGGAAAUCUUGAUACCUUGAAGCAAUUGGGAGACAAAUACGGACCCGAAGCAAAGAAAGAGGUUGAUAGGACUUGGCAGCAGAUUGGCGAUAUCGUCAAGACAGGAGUCAGUGCCCAGAACAUCGAGAAGAUCCAAAAGGUCGUACAGGAGAAGGUGGACAAGAUCAAGCAGCUCGGUGAUGAGGCAUGGAAGAAGGGCAUGGAGAAAGCCAAACCUUAUUUGGACAAGAACCCUACUGCUAAGAAGCUAAUAGAGGAGAACGAAGACGCGCUGAAGUCGGGUAACGUACAAGAACUGUACGAAAAGGUCAAGCAGGCUGUCGAAAAAGGCGAUACUGGAGACCUUGAGGGUUAUAUCAAGAAGUUCACCGACAAAGCAAAGGAUAGUGGCCUCGGUGACGUCGAACAAUAUUUGAAGAAGAUCCCUGGAGGUGAUCAAAUCCUGCCAAAGCUCAGCCAGCUACAAGAGGUUGCCGAGAAGCAUGGAGACGAGGCACAACGUAUAUUGAAGGAGGCUGUCAAUGAAAUAUCCGAGGUUCUCAAAAAGAAGGGAGACGAAGCUACCAAUUUGGCCAAGAAGGCCAAAGACGAUAGCAAGAAAUGAGCAUCGUCGGCAUAUCUUAUGCUUUGACGGUUUCUGAUCAGAUGAUGAGUGUCACUGAUCUUUGUAGCACUAGCAUUUGCUUCUCCAUAUUGCAUCAUACAAAAUCAAGAUAUUAAU